AAAAUUUGUGUCUUUUCAAAAUUCAAUUAUAUAGCUGACUAUAAUAUGUUAACAUCCCAUGUUCUUCUCACGUUUGGAUUUAGGUUUGUGUCUGUGGUUAUCCUUCAACUUUAAGGGCUAUUAUUACACCUCUGCUUCCACCUGAAUUGUCUUAUCAACUAACUAGAUUGCAGAGUAUUGCAGUAAUAUAUACACAGGACCAUUAUGAGUUGUGGCUGCUUUGGAGCCUCCACUAUAAAGAAGAAAAGAAGUCUUUCUUAUAUUCCCAAAGAAAUUGAUGGCUAUCCGCUAGGUAAUAUUAGGCAUUUCUCUGAUAAAGAACUGAGAUUGGCAACCGAUAAUUAUCAUUUAAGACAUAAGAUAGGACGAGGAGGUUUUGGAACUGUUUACCAGGGAACCUUAAAAGAUGGAAGGCAGGUAGCAGUGAAGACCCUUUCAGUUGGGUCAAAGCAAGGAUUUCGUGAAUUUUUGGCUGAAAUCAACACUUUGUCAAAUGUUAAACAUCCAAAUCUUGUUGAAUUGAUUGGAUUCUGCAUUCAAGGACCUAGCCGUACAUUAGUCUACGAGUAUGUGGAAAAUGGAAGCGUUGAUAGUGCAUUACUUGGCAAAAAGAAUAAAAACAUCAAACUAGACUGGAGAAAAAGAUCUACUAUUUGUGUGGGAACUGCUAAGGCUCUUGCAUUUCUUCAUGAAGAACUUGCACCACAUAUUGUGCACAGAGACAUCAAAGCUAGUAAUGUACUACUUGACAGAGACUUUAAUCCCAAAAUAGGUGAUUUUGGGUUGGCUAAAUUAUUUCCAGAUGACAUCAGUCACAUUAGCACAAGAAUUGCUGGAACAACUGGUUACUUAGCACCGGAAUAUGCAUUUGGUGGCCAGUUAACCAUGAAGGCUGAUGUAUAUAGCUUUGGGGUUCUUAUACUUGAAAUUAUUAGUGCCAAAAGAAGCACGAGGACAAACAUGGGAAUGCCAGACCAAUUCCUAUUAGAAUGGGCCUGGCAACUUUAUGAAGAGGAGAAAUUGUUGGAGCUUGUGGAUUCAGACAUGGAAAAUUUUCAUGUGAAAGAGGUGAUUAGGUACAUGAAGGUUGCUCUUUUCUGCACACAGUCAACAGCAAGCAGAAGGCCAUUGAUGACUCAGGUAGUUGAUAUGCUCACCAAGGAAAUUCAGCUCAACGAGAAACAACUUACAGCACCAGGAUUUUUCACUGAUGCAGGAGAAUCCCAGAAUAGCUCUACUAAAGUUAGUAUUACUCAGGUGACACCACGGUGAUGCCUAAAUAAUUUCUUAUGUCAAUUCCAGAGUUGCAAAGGGAGACCAAAAAAAAAAGUAGGUUUUGUUUUCUUAAAAGUUAAUAGAUUUAGAUAAUCUAUUUUGUUUCAUUUUUUUUUUCCAAAGAAUAUAACGUAGCAUGAAUGAUGAAAACAUCCACAUGCUAGUGCAUGUUGAAAAUGUUUAUUUCAUAUUUAUCUUACAGUAGGAAAUUGGGGAGCAGAGUUUGCUUGAAACACAAAUCACAAAUUGUCCAACGUAAAUGAUAACGUAC
Gastrolobium bilobum is the source of this 1546-nucleotide messenger RNA. Its product is annotated as cold-responsive protein kinase 1-like. The coding region runs from base 205 to 1272 and encodes 355 amino acids. Gene Ontology annotation, biological process: protein phosphorylation. The record is from RefSeq and is a predicted model, not a curated record. NCBI's taxonomy places the organism in Eukaryota, Viridiplantae, Streptophyta, Magnoliopsida, Fabales, Fabaceae. The transcript has 7 exons. Gene Ontology annotation, molecular function: ATP binding; protein kinase activity.